This is a messenger RNA of Quercus lobata, 963 nucleotides long. RefSeq names its product cytochrome P450 81Q32-like. NCBI's taxonomy places the organism in Eukaryota, Viridiplantae, Streptophyta, Magnoliopsida, Fagales, Fagaceae. The record is from RefSeq and is a predicted model, not a curated record. Bases 1 to 963 code for a protein of 320 amino acids. The transcript is spliced from 2 exons. Gene Ontology annotation, molecular function: heme binding; oxidoreductase activity, acting on paired donors, with incorporation or reduction of molecular oxygen; monooxygenase activity.
AUGAGAAUGGUGGCAGGGAAGAGGUACUAUGGGGAAGAUGUGAAAGACGUGGAAGAAGCAAGGGAAUUCAGGGAGCUAGUGAGUGAGGUAAUAAAGAUGUCCGGGGCAUCGAAUCCAGGAGAAUUUGUGGCGGUUUUGAGGUGGAUUGAUUAUGGGGGUUUGGAGAAGAAGUUGAAGGGAUUUGCCAAGAGAACAGAUGUGUUCAUGCAAGGACUAAUUGACGAGGCUAGGAAUAAGGACGAGGAAGGGGAAAAAACCAUGAUCAAUCAUCUGCUUUCUUUGCAAAAAUCACAACUGGAAUACUACACCGACCAAAUUAUCAAAGGGCUUAUGUUGGUCUUGAUACUUGCAAGAACUAAAAUGUUAGCAGUGACAUUAGAAUGGGCAAUGUCUAAUUUGAUUAAUCAUCCCGAUGUGUUGAAGAAGGCUAGAGUAGAGUUGGACACUCAAAUUGAGCAAGAUAAAUGGAUAGACGAACAAGAUGUUCCCAAAUUACACUACCUCCAAUGUAUCAUCUCAAAGACAUCUCGAUUGUACGCCCCUGGCCCUUUAUUAGUACCUCAUUCGUCUUCUAAUGAUUGUACUAUCGAAGGAUAUGAUAUACCACGUGACACAAUGUUAUUGGUCAUUGCAUGGGUCAUACAUAGAGAUCCUAAGUUGUGGGAAGAUACUACUAGUUUUAAACUCGAGAGGUUUGAAAUUGGUGAGGUUGACCCACAUAAGUUAAUGCCUUUUGGAUUAAGGAGGAGGCCUUGUCCUGGGGCAGGCCUUGCCCAACAUACAAUGAGCUUGACUUUGGGGUUGUUGAUUCAAUGCUUUGAGUGGGAAAGGGUUACUAAAGAAAAAGUUGACAUGGCUGAAGGUGAUGGAAUCACCAUGCCAAAAGUCGUCCCAUUGGAAGCCAUGUGUAGAGCGUGCCCUCUCAUGCAUAAGGUUCUUUCCGAAUCUAUGCAUGAUGUUUGA